This is a messenger RNA of Lepisosteus oculatus (spotted gar), 1843 nucleotides long. NCBI's taxonomy places the organism in Eukaryota, Metazoa, Chordata, Actinopteri, Semionotiformes, Lepisosteidae. The record is from RefSeq and is a predicted model, not a curated record.
AGAGAGACAGACUGGGGGACAUGGCAUGACACCCCUGAACACUCACUCGCAGGCCCGCGCAGGGAAGGGGAGACCGCAGCAGCCCUGGAGCCUGGAGCUGCAAGAGGGACUCUCCUGGCGGGACCACCUGGAUCCGAAAGCUGCCCCUUCCUGCAGGACGCGAACCCUCCCAGCCCCCCUCCCAGCAUUCUCGGAUCAGAACCCCCCUCCUGGGCGGGCCGGCUCCCGCCCGCCUCGCUGCGGAGCCUGUCCGAGGGGGGCGUGGGGGGGCUCCGCCGGCUUCCCCCGGUGUUUCUGGCUCGGGGGGUUAAAGGGUUUAUACACCCUCAUGGAGCCAAACCACGACUCCCCCCCCACUUGUAUUUUUAUAAAUACAUGUAAGUGGCCUGGGUUUGGAGUAAAAGACAAAAAAGAUACAUAUUGCACUGUGAACAAAGAAACGGCGCUCUCGCGUGGCGGCCCGCUGGGCAGUGUUGUGUCCAGUCCGCAGGCCGGGACUCGUCCCUCGGCGCCGCCCUGCAUCCGCCUCUCCUCGACACCGCACCUCGAUGGGGAAGAACUGGGACUGGCUGGCGAUGGGGCCGAGUUGGACCACGAGGGGGAGGAGAACGCGAUUCCUCUGAAAGCCUGCCCUCGCUUCAUCAGACAGGCGGUCUGGCUGUCCCCGGCUGUGAUUCUGUGUGCGUGUGAGAGAUGGGGGGGUGUCUUUGAAUGCAUGGCCGUGAGUGUGUGUGCACACAAAAGGAGUCUGUUUAAUAUUCAUAUCCAGUACAAAUAUUCCAGCUUCCGGAUUGUUUUUAAGAGAUAUUUUUGGGGGGGGUAUUUUCUUUCCGAACCCUUGUUCAUUUGGACGCUAAGGUGGAAGGAGAGUGCAAUGUGUGCAAACCUAAAAGAGAGCAUGUACUGCAGUUUUUUUAAAUACUGGAUUUUUUUUUUAAAUAAGCAUAAGAUUUGUGGCGGGUGUAUAUCUAGAAGUGAACGUAGGCAGCAAAUGGAUGCAUGCAUAUAUAUUUAUAUGCUCAGAUGCAUUCAUUCGUGUGCCGAUGGAUUGGAACACCUUCAGCUCUCGAGCUGUAAGAACAGGACUGCAUUGCAUUCGUGCAGGUAUUGCUCAUGUUUUGCACACUCACUUUCUGUGACACCGGAUUUCUCUGCAAUAGCUGUGCAAUCUCUUCUGGUUUUGUGCAAUAAGGCCCCUUUGCUUUCGCCCCAGUCAGAGCUGUGCAGUGUAAUGAUCACAAUCCUCUCGCAGAAGGUCCCUAUCUGUUGCUCUUCUGUAAAUUUCACUUCUAACACACUGCUGCUGUCAGUAAUAUACGGUAUACAGUACAUUUUAUUCUCAAGGUUUUUCGGGAGUUUCGGGUGUAGUGUUUUCAUUUCGGAAGCACGUGGAAAUGUACAGGAGCAAUGAGGUGUUGUGAUCAUUUGUCACACUGCUGUGUGUGUGUGUACAGUAUGUGUCUGGAUAUAUACACAGCCAUAACCUGCUUUCUCAAAAUCUGGCUCUGAGGUUAUUACUCUAGAUUCUUUUGGGUUAUAGGAAAUUAGUGCUCAUGAAUAUCCUCCCUGUGUUGGAACCUCAAAGUAUAUAUUACAUGUAAAUGCUUUGGUUGUGCUGGUGUCUUUUAAAACCUUUUGCUCGAAAUAAUCAGAUGGUUGUCAUUGAGAAUCGACCUUGCACAAUCUGGUUUUGCUAAACCGGGUGUUUUCACAACCAAAACUGUGACUGUUUUAUUUGUUAAAGUCAAGCGCCACCUCAGGGGUGCUCAAAGCGAGAGUCUGCUUUUGUAUUGGGUCCUGCGGCUGAUCUGAUCUGGAUUAAAUAAAGGCUGUUUUUUCAGGA